This is a messenger RNA of Ciona intestinalis (vase tunicate), 6696 nucleotides long. NCBI's taxonomy places the organism in Eukaryota, Metazoa, Chordata, Ascidiacea, Phlebobranchia, Cionidae. The record is from RefSeq and is a predicted model, not a curated record.
GAAUAUUAUGUUACCAACAUUGUAGAGUUGAUAUCUUUGAAUAUGAACGUCUUAUCCGUCCAUAUUAGUGUUCGAACUUGGGAUACAAAUAUGAAACUUUCAUUGGAAACAUUCGAUGUUGUUCAACCCCAGUUCCAAACAGCCGACAACACUCCACUUGUAUUGAUGAACUCUGAGGUGAGUUCAGAUUCUGACACGUUAUUCCACGGAGAAAUUAUUCAAGUGAAUCCAAAAUCUCCUGACUUUGUUCAACUUUACAAUCGCACAAAGCAACUAGUGUUUGUAAGGUUUGGAUCCCUAUGUAUAACAGCUCAUGUACAGGCUGUAUUGAAACUUCAAAGCUUUGUUUCAUCGCUUACUCACUUAUUAGAAUCACAGGCAGCUAAAGUUAUUGAACCAACUGUAGCAGCACAUGAAACAUCAGAAAAAAGUGACCUUGCAACAAAAUCUGAUGUCUCCAUUAUCCCAUUUAAUGUAAAGGAUUCCGAUUCAAAGGUUGUAGAUUUAAAGUUAACGGCAAGAAUAGAUGCUGUUCGCGUCAACCUUGUGGAUGAGAAAGAAGAAAUUAGCAUUGUUGAGAUCGAAGGCAUCAAAUCAAGUGUAUCAAUCACAAAACAAUGGAUUAAACUGAAUGCUGAGCUUCAUAAAUUGAAAGUUACUGACACAGACAUCAAGACUUUGUAUCCUGAUGUCGUUCAGUCAGAUGGUGACGAAGUUAUUCUGUUGGAAUUCGUGAAUUACAACAAUCCAAAUACUGGGGUUGAUUCGGAUGUGAACAAACCACACGCUGUGGAUGGAAGUCUGAAGUUAAAGCUUGGAUGUGUGAAGGUUGUGUUUUUAAACAAGUUUGUUGAAAAGUUGCAAAAAUAUGGAAACAGUUUGUCACAAGGUAAAGAAAUCCUUGAAGCUGGAUCUGCUGCACAGGAGAUAGCUGUUGCAAAAGCACAAGAACUGAUGCUUACCAACCCUCUUAUUUUGAUUGACAUGAAACUAUCGGCACCAACUAUUAUUGUUCCAAAACAUUCACAAUCUUUGGAAGUUUUGGUGGUUGACCUGGGUGUGUUGAAGGCAGUCAACCAAUUCUCCCAAACCAGUGUGCUUGACAUUGGUAGUCGCGUUGUUGAUGAGUUGAAACUUUCACUUCAUGAUGUUCAAGUUUUGUAUCGAGAUGUAAAUGAAGAUAAAGUUGUCGUUCGUGAAGAGAAUAUUUUACAACCCACAGAUCUGGAAAUUGAGGUCAUUCGUAAUCUAUCAUCCGCAUGGUUUCAUGGGAUACCAGAUGUUUCUGUUAAUGCUGUGUUACAUAAGUUGUCAGUUGCUAUAAGUCAACAAAACUUAAAGUUCAUCUUACAAGCAUUGGAACUAAACUUUCAAGAAGGAACCACAGAUGCAAUGGAGGAGAAAUCUGAAUCGAAUUCAGAUUCAAAAACAACAAUUGUAUCUGAACAAUCAUUACCUUUACAAGAAUCACCCCAAGAAGAUAGGGAUUUAUUACAUUUUUCUUUCCGUUUGGAAAACAUGGAACUGAAACUGUUUGUUGAUGAAAAACGUGAAGAAGAUUUAUCGAAACUUUCGUUCGUGAACAUAGUUGGGAGUAUGAGGGAUGCAAGCGAUCUAUCAAGAGUCCUCACGUUAUCUCUGGAGGAUUUAUUGCUGGUGGACAACAGAGAGCAUCACACUGGAGUCGUCACACAUUUGAUAAAAAGGAAACAAACCGUAGACAAUGGUUCUGUGUUAAUCAACAUGAAGUACAACCAACGUGUUGAUAAUGCCGACGGUGAAAUUGAAGUUUCAAACUUGAGUUUAAUUAUCAGCGUUGAGUUUUAUCUGAAACUUGCUAGUUUUUUUAUGGAUGGUUUCAAUGUGGUUUCUGAGAAGCAGAGCUCUACAAGUCAAGCACUACAAUCAAGUAGUGAUACAGAUCUGAAAAAAUUGCCUCAAAAAUCUGAAAGUUCCGAUUCACAGAAGAGUGUGUCUUCAUCAAAAAUGACGGUUAAUAUGAACGAUUUGGAAAUCUUGAUCAUAAGAGAUUUUCAUUCAACACAAUCUGAGGCGUUCAUUCUUGCUUUGAAUUCAACAUUAAAAUAUGAUGAAAGUGGAAAAACACAACUGAUUGACGCAAAUGUUCGUGACUUAACCAUGGUUCGAUGUUUAUAUGAGACUUUCGUGAAACAAAAACAACUCGGAAAAUCUCGUUUUAAAGAAAUAUUAUCACCCUGCAAUAUAAGUGCACAUGGAUUGAUGACAGAAACAGUACAGGAUUUUCACCUGUCAAUAAAUGACAUCCAGUUAAAAAUAUCACCAUCGGUGGUGACUACAUUCAAUGAUAUACUUGCUCAGUUGUAUCCAAUCACUGAACAAGGAGGUAAUGCAAGUACAAAAAACACCACAGCUGGAAGGCCAGCCUUCAAUUUUUCUUCUAUGAAGAUCCAAGAUUUGAAUUCUAAAGUGAUGUCUGAAGUAAAAUCAACAUCUGUUGAUCCACCAACUGUUGCAACACGCAACGUCAUACGUGAAACAGGGAAUUUAUCUAUUGGUAGAAUUCAAGUUCAGUUGGAGGUUGGAUGUGGACAACACACAAUACCUCUGCUAUUGCUGCAGUUAUCAUUAAAUGCCACAGUUGAAGAUUGGAGUGCGGGUGAAAUGUCGGGUGAUUGUACCCUGACGAUGGUGGCUGCUUAUUUUAACGAUAACUUGUCCGUUUGGGAGCCUUUAGUUGAACCAGUUGAAAAAAAUCCGGGAACUUUAGAAGCAAAAUAUGAACCUUGGAAAGUUCGUGCACGAUUACAACAGAAAUCUCAAGAUAACCAGAGAUUUUUGAAUUCUGACGAACCACUAAUGGUGUUUACCAUAGAAUCUGAGCAAGUGUUAGAAACGAAUAUAUCAAAUACUGGACUUAAGGUUAUCAACACUCUUACAUCAAACUUUAUGGGUGAUACAAGCGCAGACGAAUUCCAAAAUAAUAAAUCGCUGACUCAGUCAAGACUUCGAAUACAGCAGGAAAGUGCAGCUUUCGUCGUAACAAAUUAUCUUGGUCGUAAUAUUAAUUUUAUUCAUGGAGAUGGNCUAACUGUUGUUGGUGAUUCAUUGGAAUCAGAUUCAGGCAACGAAAGUUCGUUGUGCAAACUUUCCUGGAGUUCAUGGGUGGCUGGGGGGAGUCCUGAAACUGAAUUGUUGCGAUCCAAGCCAGAAAAUGCAAGUUCUCAACUAAUUUUAUUAAAAGUAAAAUUUGAAGACAAACUUCUGCCUUUUCAGUCAAGUGAAGGUAAAAAAGCAGUGGACAUUCAUUUCCGAACAGAAGCGAUACUUUGUAAUUUUCUUCCCAUUCCAAUCAACUACUCUGUGCUGGGAAUCGCUUAUGAAGGAUUCGUAAACCAACUUGAAAGCGCUCACAGCGCACAGUUGCUCGAUUUAGAAAUAAGUAAAAGCAAACUCAAAGUGAAGAUACCUUCAUAUCAAGGCCAAAGUUGGUCUGCUGUGCUUGAUCUGCAAGAAAACAUGAAUGAACUAACAGACUGGACUUUCAGCAAUGCAGAAAAUAAAGGAAUAAAUUUGAACCUCGCAAAACGAAUCACGUACACAAAUGGUGUUUUGAAAGUUGAAUUGUUCUCACCAUAUUGGUUGAUGAACCAUACUGGGCUGGUGUUGGAUUAUAAAUCAAAUGUGGAUAAUAUUGUCAUGCAAAGUAGAAACGAGAACAUUAUGUUAUUUGCAUUUUCUUCCCGUGCAUUCCUUUCAAAGAACAAACUUCAACUUCGAGUUUGUAAUUCAGAAUUCAGUGACGGUUUUACCAUCGAUGCUGUUGGUAGCAGUGGAUUUGUGACGUGUAAAUCAAAGUCAUGUAAUUAUAUUAUUGGCACUGAAAUCAUGAUGUCCAGUUUCAGUUUGACAAAGAUGAUCGUGUUCAAACCAUUCUACAGGUUUUCAAAUAAAUCAACAUUAGAUGUGGAAUUCUCUGUAUCUGGUUUAAAAGUCCCAGUAUGGCAUACAGUGGAGAGUGGAAAAGUUGUUCCAUUCUGGCCUGAAGUCUCCAGCAGUACUUUAGUUGUCAGACUAAAGAACACAACAUCAGCCUCAGAUAAAAUCACGUUCAACAAAAUGGAAAGUGGUUUUCUUUUUAAAAUCUCGAACACAACGCUGUUUGUUGAUGUUUCUCUAUCAGAAUGUUCCAACAUUAUAUCCGUGCGAGAUUAUUUUGAAGGAUCCUCAGCUUUGUUAGUAAUAAAUGACACACCGGAUAACAACCUUGUGUUCAGACAUGACAAGAAUGAAGAAGUUAUUUCUGCCGGAUAUGCCAGGCACUUGUUGUGGUCGACUCCGUCAAAUAGUCGCAAGUUUCAGUGGGUUUAUUGCAAUGAACAAAACACAAUUGAUAUUGCUUUUAAUAAACUUGCAUCUUUCAAAUGCAAUGAAACAAUGAUCUAUUAUGUCAUUUUUUCUGAUGGUUUGCAAAAGUCUUUUCUGCUUACUACCAACGAGAAAAGAGCUCAUUUUACUGAAAGUUUCUUCAAGUUUGAAAAACCAACUCUUCAGUUAAAUGUUUCACUCCAUGGCUUAGUAUGUUCAUUCAUAGACAGCACAUUACACCAAGAAGUUGCUACAAUGUCUGUCAUCAGUUCAGGAGUUGUUUGGGAGGAAAAACAAAACAAAAGAUGGAAAGCACUGCCUGUUAAAUAUAACAAUUUCUUGGAAGAUGUUUACCAGAAGCAAUUAAAAGGACAUGGAUCAGCAGGGACUGUGUCUUUGGAUAAAUACGAAUUUGAUUUGAUGAAAAUGCAGACCAAGAAACCUAAUCAGAAGGAUCUGCAACGUUCGUUCAGUGCCGGUAUUUGGAUGAGAGUCAACUCGAGUGAACAUCAGAAAUCAUUUCACGCAAAAAUCAACAAAGUUCAGAUUGAUAGUCAGUUGUUUGGAGCUGUGUUUCCAGUUAUUCUUAAUCCCGUUCCCCUCCCUGCUUCUGUUGCUGUUGACAAUGUGGCCAAGCCAUUUAUAGAACUAAGCAUGAUGCAAGAGGUCACGGAAAAUGAAGCAGUUUUUCAUGUGAAAUACUGCAAGGUUUUGAUCCAAGAAUUUAGUGUUAAGCUAGACAUGGGAUUGUUGACAUCAAUAUUACCAGUGUUUGGUGGAAAUGAAGAUGAAAUUGAUGACAACGAGGUUGUCAAAUAUUUUGCGGAGGAUUUACAAUUUUUGGCGAAUGAUAAAAGUUCAUCAUCUUCUGCGUCAAACUCAAUCAUUUACUUCGAUCAGUUGCAUUUGUCACCGCUUAAGGUUCACAUUUCCCUUUCGAUGCAAAACAAAGUUGAAGACAAGGAAGAUUCAUCUCUUGUUAAACUUCCGUUCAAUGCUCUGUAUGUUUUAAUGCAAUCUAUUGGAAUAACAUUAUCGGAUAUGGAUGAUAUCGUAUUCAAGCUGGCCUAUUUUGAGAGAAGAUUUCAAUUCUUUAAUGGAUCUGAACUUCAAGAUUCUGUUAUGAACCAUUACAAAGGGCAAGCAAUCAAACAACUUUAUGUUCUUGUGUUUGGACUUGAUGUGAUUGGCAACCCAUAUGGAUUAGUGAUGGGUUUAGCUGACGGGGUCACCAGUUUAUUUUAUGAACCGUAUCAAGGAAUGAUUCAAGGACCUGAAGAAUUCUUUGAAGGGCUUGGGCUUGGAACUUUAAAUUUACUUGGACAAACACUUGGUGGUGCAGCUGGUGCAGUAUCAAAAGUAACCGGAGCGUUAGGAAAAGGGAUCGCUACCAUUACUAUGGAUGAUGAAUAUCAAAAGAAGAGAUUGGAAGCAAAAAAUAAACAACCAGCAAAUAUGAAAGAAAGUUUGGCUCGUGGAGGAAAAGGAGCUGUUAUGGGGUUGUUCAGUGGUGUGACGGGGAUUGUUUCGAAACCAAUAGAAGGGGCAAAGAAAGGUGGAGCAUCGGGAUUUUUUAAAGGGGUUGGGAAAGGUUUGGUUGGAGUAGUUGCAAGACCUGUCAGCGGAGUUAUUGAUUUGGCAAGCACUACAUUGGAAGGUGUACAAAGAGUCACUGAUAUGACAGAAGAAGUGAGAAAGCUGAGACCUUCUCGAUGGAUUAAUCCAGAAACUGGAAUCAUUCAACCUUACAGUUUGAAGCAUGCAACGGGAUUUGCGAUAUUUAAUGAAAUUGAAAAAGGAAAAUUUGUUGAAGACAAUCAUUAUGUUGAUCAUGUUCCUACUAGAGCAGAUGAUAAAUCAGUUGUUCUUAUAACAGACAAGUUGCUGAUGGUAGCUCACACAGGAGAGAUCCUGGGUCAGUGGAAAUCGGAUUGGUUUUGUAACUUUCAAGAUAUUCUUGCCGAACCCACGUUAGUAGACAAGGUCCUAACAGUUGAGUUCAAGGAAAAUCAAAAGUUUUUUCCUCGAAAUCGAUCAAAUCAAAACACAGUUACUAUUCCCAAUGAAAGUAACGCGAGAUAUAUCCAUGCCCGAAUUGUUGAUAUGUGGAAACGCUCUACAAUAUGAAAAAACACUCGUAACAAGCUCUCACUGUAAAUACAAGUUUCCGCGCACUCGUGAAAAACCGUAGUUCCAGACAUUUUGCCAGCAUAAUAAUUAUUUGUGCAGUGUUGUGUGUAAUCAUAGUAUGAAAUAUUAAUAAAUGGGUGAAUGUGCCUUGUGAAUUGCAUUACCACUGCUUAAAAGCUUUGGGUAAUAAUGCAGACGCAGCACAAGUUAUCAUUUUAA